AUGACAAGUUCUAGCUUCUGGGGCGCGAGCCUAGGCCCUCAAACUCUCUGGUGGGUGCAGGCGAUUAGCAGAGAAUUAACGCACUAUAAGGACUGUGUAAAGCUCCAGGACUGGGAGAUUAAGAAGCUCACACACGAGAAAACUGUGCUGAAACGUCAGAAUGAUCAACAAAUCACUUGCCAGCAACAAAUCAUCCACGCCCAGACAAGGCUCAUUGAAUCGCUGAGACACCGGGUCGUCCAGCAUCGAGGGGUCUCACUCACGGAGCUUGAUCUCGACUCUUUGUUUCUGCCACAGUCGGCCGAAACAUGUCACGAGGACUUUGUACCAGAUUCUCCCUCAUCGGGGAUGUUUUCUACCAACAUCUUGACAGCCAUGGCUGAAUCCACAGACGGCGAAGCACCAAGUGUUGGUGGGUCCUACACGUCGAGGGACCAAAGGUGUCAAUCUUCUCAGUUUGCAGAUGGAAUAAGCCAAUAG
Ilyonectria robusta is the source of this 480-nucleotide messenger RNA. RefSeq lists its product as uncharacterized. NCBI's taxonomy places the organism in Eukaryota, Fungi, Ascomycota, Sordariomycetes, Hypocreales, Nectriaceae. The transcript has a single exon. The record is from RefSeq and is a predicted model, not a curated record. Bases 1 to 480 code for a protein of 159 amino acids.